AUGGCUGCAUCCAAGCCCCUCGCGGGUAGAAACCUGUCCGAUUAUAACAAGACCCUUAAUUCCUCCUCCGCUCUUAUUCUACCAGAUAUCCGUGACCGCGAGGUCGCCGUUAUGAACCGCGAGAUGGAGGCGGAAGAGCAGCUGCGUGAGAUUGAGCGGCGCGAAGGUGUGGUGGAGGGUAGAGAGAGUGCUGUGGAGAGGAGGGAGAGGGAGGUAGAGGAGAGGGAGAGGUUGCUUGAGCGGAGGGAGGCUAAGAUGGCGAAGAAGAGGAAGGAUGGUAGGGUUUUGGAUACAAGGGGUAAGAGGAUGGAGGAAGGGAUGGGGAGACGCUGA
Alternaria novae-zelandiae is the source of this 333-nucleotide messenger RNA. RefSeq lists its product as uncharacterized. The record is from RefSeq and is a predicted model, not a curated record. Lineage: Eukaryota; Fungi; Ascomycota; Dothideomycetes; Pleosporales; Pleosporaceae. The coding region runs from base 1 to 333 and encodes 110 amino acids. The transcript has 2 exons.